Messenger RNA from Chilo suppressalis (striped riceborer), 441 nucleotides. NCBI's taxonomy places the organism in Eukaryota, Metazoa, Arthropoda, Insecta, Lepidoptera, Crambidae. The record is from the annotation of a GenBank genome assembly.
AUGGAAGGAUUCAUAGAAGUUAAUGAGAUCUCAGAUUUUAUUUCUUAUAUACGCAGUAUUGAAUGGCGUGAUCCAUGGCUUAUAGCCUUACUAUCUUUUCAUGUGAUUGUCACUUUCACAUGUUUUUCAACUAGGAACUAUGGGAAUUUUCAAGUGAUACUUUUUAUUAUACUUUUGCUUCUAGUAUAUUUUUCGGAGAGCAUAAACGAAGUAGCCGCCAGGAAUUGGGCGCUAUUUUCCCGACAACAAUACUUUGACAGCAAAGGCUUAUUUAUAUCUAUCGUAUUCUCUAUUCCUAUAUUACUUAAUUGUAUGAUUAUGGUGGGUUCAUGGUUAUAUCAGUCGACUCAAAUCAUGACAAAUCUGAAAAAGGCACAACUGAGGCAGCGCUUGAAAGAGCUAAACAUGAACAGGGAACAGCAGCACUUGAAGGCUGAUUAA